This is a messenger RNA of Dibothriocephalus latus, 426 nucleotides long. The record is from the annotation of a GenBank genome assembly. NCBI's taxonomy places the organism in Eukaryota, Metazoa, Platyhelminthes, Cestoda, Diphyllobothriidea, Diphyllobothriidae.
AUGGUCCAAUGGAACCGAAAGUGGAAGAUGCAAGUAAACGUCCAGAAUACGGAGUUAGUGGUGUUCAAUACGACCCCGAGUGAAAGAAAAGGAGUCCGGGCGAUCGAGGUUGAUGGAUUGCAGAUCAUCCAAAGACCGACGGCGAAAUUUCUUGGAGUGGUGUAUGACUCGGGGCUAACGUUUGAUGGACACACUGAUUUCGUCCUGGAGAAGGCGCAGAAGCUACUUAAUAUGAUGAGAGCCUUAGGUGGAACAACCUGGGCAUGGCGUCCGGAGGGCAUCAAAAAAGUCUACACUGCCUGUGCGCGACCGGUGAUUGAGAACAAAUCAGCAGCAUGGAUGCCGUGGAUCUGCCGCUCACGACUUGACAGGUUGGAACGCCUGAACCUGAAAGCAGCUCGAACUACCACGAUCUUCCCAAUCUAA